Medicago truncatula (barrel medic) is the source of this 2671-nucleotide messenger RNA. Its product is annotated as protein NAP1. The record is from RefSeq and is a predicted model, not a curated record. Gene Ontology annotation, biological process: cortical actin cytoskeleton organization; cell migration; cell projection assembly. Lineage: Eukaryota; Viridiplantae; Streptophyta; Magnoliopsida; Fabales; Fabaceae. Gene Ontology annotation, cellular component: SCAR complex.
AAUAUUGCAGAACUCGACUCGAACUGAACUCUAUCAAUUUGCGACUUAAAGAGGAAUACUUACUAAAACAGAAGGUAGAGGAAAAAUCUAAGGAAAUUGGAAUGGAAUCGGCCCGAAAGCGGAAAGCUGAAGCUUGGCUAGAAGCUCAGAAGGAAAUGACUUUUGCGCGGACCGGAGACCAUGCUAAAGUCGCUGAACUCGAGGAAGAUCUGAAGGAGUGAUAAGGUGGAGCGAUCUUAUAGAAGAAGGACGAAGAAAACGAAUGAGGAAAGACCUACAGAAAAAGAGGCUUGUCUCUUUUGUGUCUGAUAUGUGAAACACUCUUGUUUCUUGUUUUUCUUUUUUAUUAUGGCUCCUGUUCUAUAGUAUUUGAUAUAACUAUGCAGUUAACUGUUUGUUAACUAUGGUAACACUAUAACAACUUUUCUUUAUUGGAGCUUCUCUUAUUCUUUUAGUACUUCUUCAUUUUUGCUUUUUCUAUUUGAGAAUAGAAUUUCAGGUUGCAUAAGUCAAUGACAGCAACCUCGUCUGUUAAAUAAGUCUCUGUUCAGCCCUAAUUGCGCAUUAAUGAGUGUACCUUAGUAAUAGACAUGUUUGCGAGACUCACUGUGAUUUUAACCUGAAACUAACUGAUGUAUGUUUUUGUUUUGGAGUACUGAUGCAUUUUGUUGUGUUUUUUUUUUUUUUUUUUUGGUGUUUCAUGAAGCUCUGUGUUGUGUUGUGAUGUGCACUCCAGGUCCGUUGUGAAUUUUCUCUGCUUGAGUUAGUUCUGUUUUGCUUUGCUUGGUUAUCAGUAUCAGUUCAGGUUCACAUCAUCAAUCAUUGUUAAGCAACAUGGGUACAAAGGAUGCGCGAUGGAGGCUGUCCGGUGGUAGGCAGAGAUGAUUUCAACAAUCACUUCAAAUUUGCAGCAUCACUAUCAUGUCUUUGUUCUGAGAGAGAGUACAUGAGAGAAUGCAUUCUCGGCAAUUUCAGAAGAAGGUUGCUUGGUGUUCUGAAAACUGAUAAUGAUCUUCAGCGCCCUUCUGUUCUGGAAUCACUAACCUGGAGACAUGUUAGCAUUGUGCAUCUUGCAGAGCAGCUCAUCAGCAUGGACAUUACUCAGGGUAUUCGUGAAGUUUUUCUUUCAGAAGCCUUUUUGGGACCAGUUUCUUCACUGCACUUGUUUGAGAAGCCAGCAGACCAACAUACAGGCGAUGCCACUGAAUCUGUAUGCAAUUGGUAUAUCGAAAACAUAAUCAAGGAUGUAUCUGGUGCUGGGAUACUGUUUGUUGCAAUUCAUAAAUGCUUCAGGAGUACAAGGCCUGUUGGUGGAUAUUUUGCAGAAUCUGUCACAGAUAUAAGUGAACUGCAGGCUUUUAUACAUAUUUUUGGUGGCUAUGGAGUAGACAGGCUAGACAGAAUGCUUAAAGAGCAUACUGCUGCACUUUUAAAUUGCAUUGACACCAGUCUUCAUGCUGGUGAUAGAAUUGAAAGAGAAGCUUCUAUGAAGCAAAUAGUUGAUCUGGAAACACUGAUAGAUUUUUGUAUUCAGGCUGGCCUGGCUCUGGCUUUUGAUCGGCUACUAUCUGAGGCUUCUGGUGCCAUACUUGAAGAAGGUGCUCCCUUGAUACAUUCACUGCUAACUGGAAUGAGAACAGUGGCAAAUACGGCAGGUGUUGUAAAUAAUCAUGAUUCCAUUUUGAAAUCAAUUUUAGAGGAUGUUGGCGGUGCAAAUGAUGGUUCUUGGAGUUUGUUACCAUACUUAUUUGCGACAUUCAUGACAUCAAAUAUCUGGUCCACCACGGCAUUUAAUGUUGACACAGAGGGUUUUAGUAACAAUAUACAUUGCUUGGCAAGGUGCAUAUCAGCGGUGAUUGCUUGCAUUGAGUUUGUGAGGUUGGAACAUGAACAUCAGCAUCGACAGUCUUUAAGCAAUGGGCAUGCCAGCGAGAGAAUGGAUCCUGAAUUAUCAGGUCAUAUGUCAGCUGAAGCAAGCAUCAACUCCACGCUGCAGUUAUUUGUGAAACUCUCUGCAGAGAUGAUACUGGAUUCUUGGAGUGAAACACAUAGAUCUCAUCUUGUAGCACAACUUAUCUUUCUAGACCAACGUUGAGAGAUUUCACCAUACCUUCCGCGAAGCUCAUUGGAAACUCACCAUACCUGCCUGCCGACAGUCAAUACUAUGCCAUUGGAAACUCAUGUUCAGGAUACUUUAAAGGAUCAUCAUCACAUAGCCAAGAGCACCUCUAUGACGUUGAUAUUAGCAGCUUAAGGAGCACCCAUCGAUCUGGGCCUUUGGAUUAUGGUGCUAGGCUCAAAUUCUGGCAUUACUGGACCCAGUCCACUUGCUAGAUUUGCAGUAUCUAGAUCUGGUCCAUUAGCAUACAAGUAGUAAGUUUGAAAUACCCAACAUGAGCUGGUAAAUUAUUCACCUCUUUCUAGUGAUCAGUUGUCCAUAACCAUAAAUCAUCCAGCAGGUUCCCACAAUAUUUUUAUGAUGUAUAUCACACUGAAGCACCCUUCUGUAGUCCCUGGAUAGUUUAACGUUCGAAUUUGUAAGAUUUGUAUUUAGAGUAGUCGGGUUCAUUAUUUUUAGAGCAUAUCCGACAGUAGACACCAUGAGAUGUUUCUAACUUGAGUAAACCACCAUUUGAAUGUUGUAAAAUGGCAAUUUAGUCGUUUUAAUAAA